Molecule: messenger RNA, 11205 nt
Organism: Portunus trituberculatus (swimming crab)
Lineage: Eukaryota; Metazoa; Arthropoda; Malacostraca; Decapoda; Portunidae
Product: hyccin-like
Exons: 11
Coding region: 175-2166 (663 amino acids)
Biological process (GO): protein localization to plasma membrane; phosphatidylinositol phosphate biosynthetic process
Cellular component (GO): plasma membrane
Source: RefSeq, a predicted model, not a curated record
AGUAGGGGGGGAGGGCAGUCUGGUGAAUGAGCAGUGAGGGGGAGGAAGCAGCAGCAGCAGCAGCAGCGGAGAGGAGCAGGAGGAGGAAGGCUGUCAGUGUCAGUGUGGCAGACGACAUGGCGAGGCCUCAAUGACACAGGAUUUGCAGCACUGGAAGCUAGAUCGCUGGCAACCAUGGAUGGGUUGGUGGGUGUGGUGGAGGACUGGCUGGGGGACUGUGACCAGGCCUCGGACAGCAGGCAACUGUAUGAGUGUCUGCAGAGUGAUCAGGAACGCCUCUGCCACGCCAUUUACACCCUUUGUGAUGAACGUUCCAGGUGUCCAGAAUUGUUUGAGAGUUCUGUCAAGCAACUGUUUGCUCUAGCACGCAGCAAGGAUGAAAGGCUGCGUGAGUUUGUCCUUCUCUUCUCUCCAAGUCUCCUCUACAUUUAUCUCUCAGCCAUCAGCUUGGGGGACAAAAAGGGUGUGGGCAGUGUGGAGGUGGCUCUCUUGGCACUGUACAACAUGGAGGUGCUUGAUGAACAGGGGCAGCCCAGGAUUGCGCCGUUCCGCCUGCCCACUCUUGCACGCCCCUCGGUCUUUCAUGAGCCUGAAAGCCUAGCACCAGCCUCCUUCACUGUGGGCUCCUUGCAGCGACUGGAGAUAGGAGAUACAGACUCUGUGCGGUGGGGGCCCCCCACCCAGAUGACCUCCAUCACAGCCUCCACACGACACCACUUGGCCACGGCCAUCAUGGUCGCCUUCAAUGCUCGCUUGGCCACCUUGCCCAAGAUUGCUCUUGUGCACCUCUGCAAGGCUGUUUCCAAGCUGUUGUGUCAGGGCUUCAAUCGGCCCGGCCACCACCACCGCUCCUCCUAUGGGAAUGAAAGCAGCUUUGGCCUGUACCCAAGACCCACACCCAGGAUACCUGUCACUUCGGAGCUCCUCAAGGAGUUCUUGCAUGCUGUGUACUUCGCCAUGCCAGCUGAACGCAGCCUGCAUGACCUGCCACCUAUCACCAGCAUAAGCAUGCCUCUCGCACACUUCCAUUACUCAAGCCACAAUGCCACCAGGGGAGGGGGAACGCUUUGUCCUGCCAUGAUGCCCAAUUGUGCCGGACAGUGUUACCAUAGUCCCCAUGUCAAACUGCGCAGGUUCAACGAAUUUGCCAGUUUGGGAAUACAAGCUCUGGAAGACAUACACAUGAGGGCACAAUAUGAACUGUUUGCUGAUGUUCUUCUCAUGACAAAUGGCAUCAAGAAUUCCCUCAAAGUCAACCCAAGUGGUCAGCCGAGCGAUGGUCCAAUGGGGAUCAGCGUGGCACUCACCCCUUCCACCACCACCAACACUCCGCUCUCCAAAACCUUCAUCACAAAUGCCUCCUUCAGGACCAAGAAGUUGCCAGACGACAUUCCCAUCCAGAGUACAGAAGACGACAGACCCCUCACCUCCAUCCAGGAGGAAGGGGAUGCGGGUGAGGACAAGAACAAGCCCAUCCGCACCCCUCAGGGCUCCAGCAGGGAAAAGGAUGGCAAGGAGAAAGAGGGCAAAGAGAAGGCCAAGUUUGCUGCCCCUUCUAUAUCCAAGCCCAACCUGGGGAAGCGGAAGGACAAGGAGAAGGCAAGAAAUGGCGACCGUCGAGACGGGGAGAAGAAAGGAGAGAAGAAAGAAAAGCACCGUCACGACAGGGAGAAAGAAAGUCGCAAUGGGACCAACAGCAAUCGCAACAGUGCAGCGAUGAACAGCGACUCUGAUGGCGGCGGCAGUGAUGCCACUGGCUACCAGCAGCAACAGCAACAACAACAACCUCAACAGCAACAGCAACAGCAACAGCAGCAGUCUCAGCAGCAGCAGCAGCCUCAGCAACAGCAGCAGCAGCAGCAACAACAGCAGCAACAACAACAACAACAACAACAACAACAACAACAACAACAACAACAACAACAACAAACACAGUCACAAUCACCACAACAGCAACAGCAACAAACACAGCAGUUUGAAAUGAAGGUAAUUUUGACCAAGUCCCCAAGACAUUACGAGAGCAGCAACAGUGGUGGGGAAGACAUGCUGCUGCUCGGUGGGGAGGAAGAGGAGAGCCACAGGGAGUUGGAGGACCACAUCCCCCACCAGACCAGGAGUCCUCUGGAGGCUAAUGGGGCACAAAACCACAUUGCCAAGAUCAUUUGAACAGGUAAUUCUGAGCUACAGAUAUAUUUGUUUCCAUUCACUCAUUCAUUUUAACUUUUCAUUAAGACUACAAGCAAUAGUGAAUCUGGAAGUAAUCUGUAAGGUGCAGGUUUUUCUGUUUUUCACCCUUAAAUUGCUGUUUUCUUCACUCUUUCAAAAUGCAUUCAGCUAUUCAGUGUCACAGUUUCAUGAAAUUCAUACAUUCAUGUGAUCAUAGAUGGGGCACCUUUGUACUUUACUUUUAAUCUUCUGAGUUUUAUCUAUCAAAUUUCUCUUGCACUGUACAUAGUUUUGUUCCAUAAUCUGGUAUUCAUAAGACUUUUUUCCAGGAAUUGAAAGGGUUUGACUGUAUGGUCAAAGCUAACAAAAAAAAUUGCUAUUCCCAGAAGUUGUUUGCUAAUUAGAAGAGUACAAGUCAGGUUUCAGUGCUCAUCUACAAAUUCUCAGACAUUAUAUUAAGAGUAUUAGUGGAUAAUAGUAGCAGUGUUGUGGUGGUGCACAGGCACACUAGUCAUUACAUAGCCUUGGUCCCCUCAAGCUCUGAGCUGGUGGGUACUUAUUCCUCUGUUCCCCCCUAGGGGACUGCCAUACUGUUCAGUAGAAAGUGUAGGGCAGGGUAAGGUUUGUAGAUUGCAUCUGACCUGUAACUCUGUCCUGUGAUCUGUUACAACAUUAGGAACAUUUGGUGGGAUUGUAGUGAGUGUCAAGGAUGAUUAUUGCCUUUUCUAUGAUCUCUGCAACCUGACUUUGGUUAUUUAGUUAUGUUUAGUUUGUUAAAUUUGCAUAGUGAUGAAUUGAUUUAUGUGUUACUAUUAUUUUUAUUUUGCUGUCUAUCAGUAACAUUUCUUACUGAUAGAACUUUAAGUGAGGUAUAGCUUUGCAUUUAACAAGGGUACAGUUACUAGUGAUAAAAGAGUAGGUGUGAUAUUAUUUCCAGAGAGUACUGAUUAAGGUCACUCUCCUAUAACUUGUUACACAUAACAGAUAGGUAGUGAGUUACCUGACCGUUUACUGUUUACUGUUCGCUGGUACUGGAAUCCAUCUGCAGCAUUGUGUUAUUGCUGUUGCCCUCUAAAAGCUCUUUUCUGUGUGGCCUUGUGUACUUGUGGUAUACCUACAGUCCUGGCAACUGGUGGCCACUCUGAGAGUCAUUACCUACACUCCAGCCAUUCUUCCACACCUCACCUCAAGCAAUAUAUUGUCUAUGAAAUGAAUGUGGCCAGCUUUUACAGUAUUAUGUGAUGAAAAAAUGAGGCAGCAGAUUUUAACCUUAUAGUAGACAAAAAAAACUAUGGAGGAUUCCCUCAAUUCCUUUGGUGAAUGCAACAUACACUGUGAUGCAUAAUUUAUGACUCUGACAUGUGAUAGUUAAACCAUUAUAUAAUUGAUAGAUGAUUUGUCAUUUGUGUAGUGUUGAACUUCUUACUGAAAUUAAAUCUGUUUGUCAGGCAGAUUAGCAGUAACUGAUAUAGCAGUGUCAUUUACAAUGUCAAAAGUUAUAUCCAGGCCAGAGAGAGAAGGUUUGUGGCUCAAACUGUGAAGAGAUGAAGCACCGCUCCACGAUUCAUAUUGACGUAGCUCGGCUCAGGGUGUGGCCAGUGUCUUGAAGUGGAUCAUUGAAAGAGAUGGCCAGCUGAGACUAUCAGGUGGAGAUGUGAUGUGUGGUACUGGUUGACAUGGAGAAAUGAGGGUGAAGCACCUUGGUACUCAGAGAAGAGGUGAACCACUGUUGAUGUGUAACUUACCACGUUCAGCAGAGACAGUUUAGACUCCUGCACUACAUCUCAAAUGUAACACCAAUGAACACCAUGUUUGUGAAUUGUAUUAAGCAAGUUUAAUGCAAGAAGAAAUGGAAUGGUGUAGAUUGUUUCUCCAUUUCAUUAAUGACUCUCUCAACUCACAUAAAAUGUGGGAGUCACACAUCUCUUCAUAUGUCAGUGUUUCUGAUAAAAGUUUUUUUUGUAUAUUCUCAUAUCCAACUUGUGAAAUAUGUACAUGUCCUUAUAUUUCAUAUGAUCAUUAAUCUAAGGUUAAAGACUGCUGCCAGAGUUUUGUAUGAAAUGUAUUUAUUGAUUUGUGCAGGAAUGUAUCCAUAAAAAGUGUGUGUGUGUGUGUGUGUGUGUGUGUGUGUGUGUGUGUGUGUGUGUGUGUGUGUGCGUGCGUGCGUGCUUGUGUGCGUGUGUGCGUCUACACAAAAUCUAUGUUGUUGACAUUGUCCGUGUUAUGUUACCCUGGAGUGAUGUGAGAAACACUUCAUAGCAUUGGCUGUUUGAAGUGUACCGUGUGUGUGUGAUAUGACCCAGAAAUUUGUCAUGACUUCCAUCUGAGACUAGUGAAGAAGGGAGCUUUUCUUCUCUUGUCUGCUGUUUUCUUUCCUUCCUUCCUCAGUCCUGUGCUUGCUGGAAACUCUAUCCUGAUCAGUUCUCACUGUCAUUGUUGCAUCACUUGGCAAAGUCACAUAGUUACAUGAUUACUGUGGUAUUCUGCAUAUAAUAUAAAGUGAAUUGUGUAUAGCGGUAAAGAUUACAGGAAAAUUCGCGUGAUUCUAAAAGUAAUUCUUAAAAUGACACUAGAAAGAGCAUGGUGACCUGACUUCACACUGGUGAAAGAUGGCACAAGCAGGCUUGACUUUUCACAGAGAGGAAGGCAAGAAAACCCAAGGCACACAUGCUCAUUUUCCCAUAUCACUCAUCUUGUUAUAUAGUGUAAGAGAUCCUACUCUGUUUUGUAUUGUCCUGUAUCUCGUGUCAGUGUGCAUUAUUUGUUGUACAUUAACAUGCAAGUGAUCCCUAUUGUAAAGGGGAUUGCAUACACUAUGAAUGCAACAAAAGAAUAUAUUGUAAAUCUAAUAACAGUUCUUCCACAAGCUGAAUGUUGUUACUGGGGUCUUCUUUCUUUUCACUUUGUUUUUGCAAGUUUUAUAAUAGCAUAGAACUUUUCCUCCCAUUUCAGUACUUUCAGUCUUCCUUGUUUUUUUUUUCUUUUUAACCCCAAGAACAUUCUGUAUAAAUCUAGCACUUCAAUCAUGAUUUCAUUAUUGUUCGUGUUGUGUACAUUUGAUCCAUUGUUAAGUUUGCAUGAGCUGGUACCAUCUCUAAGCAUUUUCUCCAUAGUGCCUCUUAACUGCCUACACAGAAAAUCCUUGUUUUUCACAAUGGGUACAUUUUGAACAUAGUUGAAAAUGUAUUCAGCAGAUGUGGUUGUCAAAAAAAAAGGGAAAAAUGUGUGCACUUUUUAAUGAAAGCACUACAAUUUUUUUUGUAGAAUAUAUAUAAAUAUGUAUCAUUAUAGAUUACAUAAUGGAAAAUAAGGAUUCCUUGUGUUGCAUUACUGAGUAUCCUGCCUUGGUGUGGGAGGACAGUGAUGAGAGUAAGCAGCAGCACACAAAACUACCACUGUGUUGACACUCAUACCUUUCUCAUCAUUUUCUGUUAGAUUGUGCAUGAUCAAUGUACAACUAGCCUCCCAGUAGUUCAUCAGGAUUAGAUCCCUGUUUAUUUGAAAAUACUGAAACAACAAGGAAGUAACACAGAUAUAGGCAAGAAUUAUCUUGUUUGAAAAUUGUAGAGAGAAGUUACCUAUCUCUGUCCUCUUGGUGUAGCAGGACAAGGCUUGCUUCGGCUGAGAGGAACAACUGUUGCCAUGAGCAGCUGCUCUCACCAGACAUGACUGUGUUGGAUCUCUGUUCUCUUUGUGUUAGAAAGUUUGUUUAGUUCAUAUAAUAUUUCAGACUUGCAUAUCGAUGACCAUUUUCAUUAUGAACACUUGUGUUUUCCAUUGGUUGCUGUGAGUAGUGAUGGGGAGCCAUGGCUGCUGGGUGUUCACCACGUGGGGUAAAGUACCUACUGUAGUAUAUAUUACAAGUAACCAUAUUUUUACUAGAUGUUUAGUGGGUGUUGUAAAGUAUAUGCAUAUCUAAAAUUGUACGUAACAUUAAUAAUCAUUCACUUAGCUUUGUACAUAUUAAAGUUGGAAGUAUAAUUGCUUACUUGGUGAAAGAUCACUUGUUAUAAAAGAAUGAAUGACAGUUACUGUUUUGUGGCUUGAAUGAGUGACGUUUGAGUGGCUGCAUGGCCCAUGUCUGAGUCUGGCCAACUUAUGAGUACUGUGUCUGAUGAGGUUUACUUCUUUUAUUUUAUAUUUCACUGUUUUUGUUUCCUCUGGCCUUCCUUUUUAUUUGCUUCCUAGUCAAGUAUGGGAUUUAGGGCUCCAGGUAAGAAGAGGAGCAUAGGUAUAGGUGUAUAUCAUUAUGUUACUGUGUAAGUCUUAAAUUUGAGGAUGACAGGUUGUGCUCCUUCCCUGUGAAUGCCAGGGUUGUUGCUGACAAAUCUUGCAGAGAUUACUUUAUCGGCUCUCUCAUGAAAUCAUUUACUUUGGUUUCCUCUUCCUCAUCCUUCUGUAACCUGAUUCCUUAAUCCACUUUCAUCUGUAGUGGUGGAGCAGUCAAGAACAACUGUACUCCAUUUGUAUAGUUGUGAUGGUUGUCACUGUGGCUAGAUCAGUAAUGAGUUGUGCAUCUUAAGUGUUGCUUCAAGGUUUGAGUCUCCUGCCAUUCUUUAGCUUCCCCUUUGGAUCAGUCCCUCCUUGAUUUUUGCUUCAAUCAGGGUUGAGUCAAUAGAGAGCUUUAAAAGAAGGUUAGAUAAGUUCAUGGAUGGGGAAGAUAGAUGGAAUUAGGUAGCUUAAGCACACAGGGACUGCCUCAUAUAGGCCUGACAGCCUCUUGCUGCUUCCCUCUUUUCUUACGUUCUUAUGUCUGUGUUUACUGUCAAUCUCUAUAGAGACUGAAGGGAAAACUUGAAUAAUCUCUUCAAAUAGACACAUACCUUCUUUGUUGCAUUCAGUGCACAUUCUCUCUCUCUCUCUCUCUCUCUCUCUCUCUCUCUCUCUCUCUCUCUCUCUCUCUCUCUCUCUCUCUCUCUCUCUCUCUCUCUCUCUCUCUCUCUCUCUCUCUCUCUCUCUCUCUCUUUUGCAUUGCUGUUCAUCGCUUAGUUUUGUGUUUUAGUGAAGUCGUCUUGGUUUGAGUCACCCACCAGCAGCUUUGCUUAGUUCAGCACAGUAGGGAAUGGUUUGUUUUGUUCAGUCAUGUAAAGUUAUAAAAAGCAUAUUGAAAUCAACUGAAUAUUACAUUUUAUGUUGAACUGUCAUUGAUAAAGUUAUGCUUUUAUCUUGCUUUAGGCAAAAUAAGGCAUCAUAUGUUGUUUGUUAUACACACAUGUGAAUGAUGUAUCAAUGAGUUCACUGAAUUAAGCACCAGUCUUGUUAAAUGUUCAAUGAGGUACAAAGUUGUCACUCUUCAAUGGCUGGUCUUAAUAUUUCCAUCUCAUCACAAGAGACGUGUUGUGAGCCACCGAGGUACUGCUGUACUGAUGUAGCGGUGUUGUAAUCAAACAACCUGGCAGGAAGGGAAAGAGUCUAUCUUUUUUUUUAGUCAUGAGUUAUGCAUAUAGUAUUUGUAUUUGAUCAUUUAUUUUAUUUGUACAUAUUUAUUCAUUUAAAUAUUUUGUAUGGGUUGGACAGUAAGGGGCAGGAGAAGGAACUGGUUGUGGCCUUGAAGACAUGGGUUAGUAUUAUCUAUUUUUGUUAACAUUUCUCUUACAUAAAUCAUUCCAGUGUACAGAAGACAGCUGUCAUACUCAUGGCAAUACAUACAAUCCAUGUAAAAUGUACAUUUGUCUUGCUGUUGAUAAUAGCAUUGAACCAAACCUCAUAAAAUACUUACUAAUGCAAUGAGCCACUCAGUGUACUCUUAUUUUUAAUGCAUUUUCUGGGAACAGAGUGCAAAUGGUUAAACUCACCCAUUUUGUAGGUGUAGGGUGGUGUGUUGUUUGAGAGCAGGGUGCUGGCUGAGGGUUUCAGUGUGUACAGAGGGUGUGUACCCCCUGCCAGUUCUUGAAUCAAUAUAUAUCUGCCAUGUAAGAGGCCUUAACCCAAUCAUGUAGUUGUGUGAAUGUGAAACUAAUGAGGUCAACCUUCCCACAAAAUAUUAUGUAACAAAUAUUGUUGUGUUUUAAUCUUUGGUUUUAUUUGGCUUUCUAUAGGGGUGACCUUCAAAAGGUCUUCUCAGGAGAGUUUAAGUAGCUGGAUGACCUUUUCCUGGUGACCUCAAUGACUCUUCACUAGGUUGGAGUAGCUGAAUAACCAUUUCCUGGUGACCUACGGGGUUCCUUGUUAGGUUGCUGUAGCUGGAUGACCUUGUUCUGGUGGCCUCCUUAAGGGUUCCUUGGAGUAGUUGUUGAAUAACCUGUUGGUUUGCUGUGUAGUGUGUUGACAAAUAGAUCAGUACAGUAUAUCCGUCAUCUGCUAGAAAAAAACACUUUACUUUUGUAUGAUUUAUAUGAUGAACAUUGUCAGAUGGCAUUCCUACCUUGGUUCCUCGUUGUAAAUAAUGUUAACUUCAUUAUCUCAUAUGUCUGAAAAGUAUAUUUGCCAGAAUUUACAAAAAUGCAAACACAUUAUGAAAUAGGGAUUUUGUUGAUAUUAAGGCAGGAGAGUCACAUGUCUUAGUUACUGACCUACUCUGGUGACUGAUUGCCACAACAAAUUGUUCAGUGCUUGUUUUGGAGAUAUUUGCAAUUGUUACUUUUGAAAAAAAAAAAAAAAAAAUAACACUUAUAAGAAAACCAAUCACCUGCUUGCUGAAAGUUGUCACCUGGUCCUAAAUUUACAUUGUGUUAGAUCUGUAGUUGUUUGUGGAGACUAGAGAUGUAGCAGAGUGUGCCCCAUCAUUAUUAUGUACCUCAAGAUUCCAGAUAAGCACAAGCCAAAGUCAGGGAACUCAUAUAGUUUUCAUAAUUAUUAAGUACACAAAUGCCAUCAUAAAGACCAAGAUAUAAAGAGGAAAAGUGGGGAUGUCAUUUCUAUCUGCCCAUAGUUGCUAAUAAUAAACUGAGAAAUUAAUUAAGGAAUUGGCCUUUAGAUAUUGUAAGAGUGAAGAUUUUCUAUAGACCAUAAAGAUCAACUAUUUUCCAUGCCUUUUUAUGGAAAUUUAAACGUAAAAAAAAACAAUCUAAAUAACUAGAUGAAUAAAAUCAAAGGGAAUAGAAUAAUGAAAGAUUUUUUGACAGACAUCCUGAAUGUAUCUAUUGUGCAGAUUCACACCCACAUGCUUAAGAUUAUUAUUGUGUGGGUCGAAGUCCUUAAGUGGUCUACUUUGAGAAUGAAUAAUGAAAGAGAGCUGACUUGGAAUGUGAUCAUUUGCAAUAUUCUUAUGUGACUACAUUGAAAGAUUGUGUUGUGGAAAAGUAAUUAAGGUAACAAAUACUUGGCUGCAAAGGAAAAAUGGAUGUUCAAAGUUCUUAAUUACCAAAUUAGUGUUAGGAGAAGAUUUUGCACAAAAAGGAAAAUUUGAUGUGUGAACUAGUUUAUCAUGUGGGAUAUUGUAUCCAGAUCCAGCUGCUGCAGAAAGGUACACAUGCAAGAGUCACAGCUAGUUUUGACAUUUAUUGUGUGAGAGUGUGAGAUGGAUAUGUGAUGUCACUAUUGCCUUCAAAUGUAUAUAUUGUAUGUUAGGGUAGCAGUGAAAAGAAUGUUCUCUGUCGAAAUUACAAAUUAAAGAAAAAGAAGUAAUUUAGUUUUAUCAAGGUAUUUUACUUCAAAGUAGAAUGAACUAAACAUUUUUGCAUUAGAACAAAAGAAUGAUUAAAAGCAUGUAAGAAAGUUAAAUUAUCUUCAAGAAAUCAGGGAUGCAAAACAGUUUGCGAAGUCAUACUUACACUUUGGAGUCGGGUCUAAACCUAAUUGGUGAAAAGACAGAAGAGAUAAAAGAGUUUAAUUAUCUUGCACAGGUUUCUGCAUGUCUCAGUAGAGGAGUCUGAAGGUUAAGUCUUAGAAACACUGUGUGAUGAAUUAAGCCAGAACUGUUAAAUAGUUUGGGUUAGAGUUAAUUUAGAAAAAAAGAAAAGAACAAUUGCAGAUGGCACUGAUGAUGACCAGGAUACAUCACUGAAUGAAGUAAUAGGACAAAAAUGGCAGUGAAGAAAAAACUAUAUAAAAUGGAACUUGAGCAAUACAGUUUUCCAGGGAAUUUGUAGAAAAAAAAUCAACAUUACAAACAGCAAAUAUAAGAAGUAUAAUUGAGCUUUAGCAGCUACAGUAAGUCAAGGUACAUAAUAUAGACAGAGUUUCACAAAACUUGGUAUGUGUUGAGCAUAGUGGAUGUAUGGAAUUUGUUCAAGAUUGCAAUUAUGAAACAGAAUAAAGUCUGGAAAUAGUGAAGAGUGACAAAUGUAGAUGAUGAAGGCAUUCAUGUGAGAAUAUGUGAAAAGAGUGAAAGUGUCCUCAAAUGCAGCCUCCACCACUUACCAUUCCUAAGCUAUAAUGAACAGAAGUACUACAUGUAACUGUACCAGAGACAGUGGUGAAUGCUUAUUUAAUGCCAUUCAGAGCAGACCUUUACAGACGGGUGCUACUCUUGACACCGCUGGCACUGGCAUGUAGUAAUGUAAUGCCACAUGUGCUUCUCAGUGCCUGGUAGCAGACUCUUCAUGAGAAACACGGUGUAACUUUCUCUUAUGUAUCUCCAGAUAGUUUGAAAUUGAAAACAUUGUUGAUUUUCUGGCAGAUGCUUGUGUCACUAUAGGUUGUAGAGUUACCAUGACUAGUAAACUCCUUGGUGUGGAAACCAUGAUGCAGGUAAACUCUUGUUAUAUCACAUAGGAAAGGAAUAGUUAAGUAUGCAUAAGUUAUACAUAUACACUAAUUUUACAUUUUUAUUUAAGGUUGGUUCCCUGUCAGGUCAUGCUGUGGUAUGUAGUAUAGAGGUUAUAUAUAUAUAUAUAUAUAUAUAUAUAUAUAUAUAUAUAUAUAUAUAUAUAUAUAUAUAUAUAUAUAUAUAUAUAUAUAUAUAUAUAUAUAUAUAUAUAUAUAUAUAUAUAUAUAUAUAUAUAUAUAUAUAUAUAUAUAUAUAUAUAUAUAUAUGUAUGUAUGUAUGUAUGUAAGUAUAUUAAACGUUAACCGCUUGUCUGAUGUUAUAUUCAUUGUGUAUAUAUUGUAAUUUGAAUUGUGCCAAUGUUGGAUGUAAAUAUAUAUAAAUCAACGUUA